Messenger RNA from Ostreococcus lucimarinus CCE9901, 573 nucleotides. RefSeq lists its product with no specific name. Lineage: Eukaryota; Viridiplantae; Chlorophyta; Mamiellophyceae; Mamiellales; Bathycoccaceae. The annotation marks the transcript as partial. Gene Ontology annotation, biological process: mitochondrial electron transport, ubiquinol to cytochrome c. Gene Ontology annotation, cellular component: membrane. The transcript has a single exon. Gene Ontology annotation, molecular function: quinol-cytochrome-c reductase activity; 2 iron, 2 sulfur cluster binding. The record is from RefSeq and is a predicted model, not a curated record.
GCGGUGAAGACGCCGGCGCACACGAUCGACUACGACGUGUCGAAUCACACCGUGGCGCGAGCGGGGGACCCGGAUAAGCGCGCGUUCACGUACUUCGUCAUGACGGGCGGUCGCAUGAUUUACGCCAGCGCGUUGCGGUUGGCGGUGUUGAAGUUUUUGCUCUCGAUGAGCGCGACCGCCGACGUUCUCGCGCUCGCCUCGCUCGAAGUUGACUUGAGCAAGGUUGAGCUCGGGAGCACCGUGACGGUGAAGUGGAGAGGGAAACCGGUGUUCAUCCGACGACGCACACCGGCUGAAAUCGCGAAAGAGGAAUCCGUGGACGUCGCUUCGCUGCGCGAUCCGCAAGCCGACUCCGAGCGCGCGCCCAAUCAAGAGUGGCUCGUAGCCGUCGGCGUGUGCACGCACCUCGGUUGCGUCCCGAUCGCAAACGCGGGUGAUUACAACGGUUGGUUUUGCCCGUGCCACGGCAGUCAUUACGACGCAAGUGGUCGCAUUCGUAAGGGACCGGCGCCGGAGAACCUCGAGAUUCCUGAAUACAAGUUUUUGGACGGCGACAAAAUGCUCAUCGGUUAG